Aedes albopictus (Asian tiger mosquito) is the source of this 1245-nucleotide messenger RNA. RefSeq names its product splicing factor 3A subunit 2-like. Bases 1 to 1245 code for a protein of 414 amino acids. The transcript is spliced from 2 exons. The record is from RefSeq and is a predicted model, not a curated record. Lineage: Eukaryota; Metazoa; Arthropoda; Insecta; Diptera; Culicidae.
AUGCAGUUGCUUUUUAAGGCCAACCGUUCGUACAACAGCCUGACCCGACGGAUCGUAUCCGUCGCUAAGACAUCAACGUCGGACUUCCAACCGGUAGUUGAAACCUAUCAAGAACGCCGUCAUCACCGCCAUUUUGAGAAGCCUCGGAGGACAAAAGGACGUCAAAGGCCGUACCACGCGUACCUUCCUGCGCCAUUUUGGGAGAUAGCCUACGCUCACCUUCGGGUAGUGAACCAGGGAACACGCCGUGCAUGCAAACCGGCAAACCGCCUGGUCCCUCCAUCAAGCCCGGCCCCUCUAUUGGAGAGCAUCGAUCCGGCAACCGCCUGGUCCCUCCAUCAAGCCCGGCCCCUCUAUCGGAGAUCACCGAACCGGCAGCCGCCUGGUCCCUCCAUCAAGCCCGGCCCCUCUAUUGGAGAGCAUCGAUCCGGCAAUCACCUGGUCCCUCCAUCAAGCCCGGCCCCUCUAUCGGAGAUCACCGAACCGGCAGCCGCCUGGUCCCUCCAUCAAGCCCGGCCCCUCUAUUGGAGAGCAUCGAUCCGGCAAUCGCCUGGUCCCUCCAUCAAGCCCGGCCCCUCUAUCGGAGAUCACCGAACCGGCAGCCGCCUGGUCCCUCCAUCAAGCCCGGCCCCUCUAUUGGAGAGCAUCGAUCCGGCAACCGCCUGGUCCCUCCAUCAAGCCCGGCCCCUCUAUCGGAGAUCACCGAACCGGCAGCCGCCUGGUCCCUCCAUCAAGCCCGGCCCCUCUAUUGGAGAGCAUCGAUCCGGCAAUCGCCUGGUCCCUCCAUCAAUCCCGGCCCCUCUAUCGGAGAUCACCGAACCGGCAGCCGCCUGGUCCCUCCAUCAAGCCCGGCCCCUCUAUUGGAGAGCAUCGAUCCGGCAACCGCCUGGUCCCUCCAUCACGCCCGGUCCCUCUAGUGGAGAGCAUCGAUCCGGCAACCGCCUGGUCCCUCCAUCAAGCCCGGCCCGUCAAACGGAGAGCAUCGAUCCGGCAACCGCCUGGUCCCUCCAUACCACCUGGCCCAUUCACCGGAGAGUGUUGAUCUGGCGAACCGCCAGGGUCCCUCCAUACCGCCCGGCACCUCCGCCAGGAAGGGCGUCGAUUUCGCCAGGAAGGGCGACGAUCAUUCCCCGUGCUACGCCAACCGCCAACGAACCCCCCCAAACAAACCGCAAGUACACCUUAUGUAAAUGUUGUGCACGUCAAAUUGUUAAUGCCGUAGAAUGCUCCUGUGAGGGCAAAUAA